Trichobilharzia regenti is the source of this 1068-nucleotide messenger RNA. NCBI's taxonomy places the organism in Eukaryota, Metazoa, Platyhelminthes, Trematoda, Strigeidida, Schistosomatidae. The record is from the annotation of a GenBank genome assembly.
AUGCCUUUAGCCACCAUCAGAAAACAUCUGGCGCGAGGUAAUCAGUUGUUGUCAGAAAAAUUAGGAGGAGCAAAGGGUACAGACAAAGGAGCAGAAUAUAGACAUCUUACGCAGCUUAUUGAUUCAUAUAAAGGGUAUUUUGAGAGUGCUCAAAGACGGGUUGUUGAUUGCUUAGAACCCAAUCCAAAUGCACGCAAACGAGCAUGGGCUAGUUCGACUGUAAACAAAAUUCAAGGAUCUUCGGGUGGCGAAUCGUAUCCUCAUGCAGAGAAGGCUCUGUCUGAUUGUUUUUCGGAAUACGGCAGACAGUUAGGUCCACAGCAUAAUUUCAGCCUUGCACUUCUUCGAUGUGGAGAAGCAUAUAGUCGAAUUGUGGAGUCGAAAGAACAAUCGUUAGAUGAAACAAAAUCUGGUUACUUGAAACCGCUCUCAGAAACCUUGAAUCAGGAUAUCAGAGAAAUAACAUUGCUUCGAAAGAAAGCUGAAAGCAAACGGCUAACUUAUGAUCAUAAGAAACAUGUCUUGGAAAAAACCAACGCUCAACCGGAUGAUGCAUUUGAAGAGGCUAAAGGUCAAUUUGAAGAAGCCUUAACAAUUAGUUCAAAAGCAAUGUCAAAUUUCUUGGAUGGUGAAGUCGAACAAAUUGAAGCAUUAUCAAAUUUCGUUUCUGCUCAGUUAAGCUUUUAUCAAGAUGCUGCACGGAUAUUAUCUGAUCUGCGUGGGGAAUUGCAAAUAAGAUUAUCUGAUGCACGUGAUCAGGCAAGACGGCAUACUCCAUAUCCAGUUGGUCCAAAAACAAGUUUUCCUGAUCUCCCACCAUUUGAUCCAACUCCUUCACAAAACUUUUCAGUAAAACCAAAAUUUGACAACCCACCACCAAAACAAACACCUGCAUGUAUUGCACUUUAUGAUUUUGAUGCUGAAAGUCCUUUUGAAUUAUCAUUUCGUGAAGGUGAUAUGCUCAAGUUAAUUGAACAGGUUGAUGAAAAUUGGUACCUAGGUGAAUUGAAUGGCCAAGAAGGUCAUUUCCCAACGAAUUAUGUUCGUGUUCUACACCCAUUGCCUUAA